Messenger RNA from Colius striatus (speckled mousebird), 2259 nucleotides. It is a transcript of the gene DUSP14, whose product is annotated as dual specificity phosphatase 14. Gene Ontology annotation, biological process: protein dephosphorylation. The transcript is spliced from 3 exons. The record is from RefSeq and is a predicted model, not a curated record. The coding region runs from base 293 to 889 and encodes 198 amino acids. Gene Ontology annotation, molecular function: MAP kinase tyrosine/serine/threonine phosphatase activity. NCBI's taxonomy places the organism in Eukaryota, Metazoa, Chordata, Aves, Coliiformes, Coliidae. Gene Ontology annotation, cellular component: cytoplasm.
CGGCAGCGGCCCCGCAGACGGAGCGCGGCUGCCGCCCGAUAAAAGUGCUGCUCGCCGCGGCCGCGAGGGAGCGCGGAGCCGCCGAGCCAUGCUGAGCGUUGGCCAUACUCCAUGAGACAUCUCAGCCGUGUGCCGGCCGGUGAUUUGGAGCAGGACAGCUUGUAACCACCAAGUUGACUAAGCAGAGGAAGCUCUCGCUGUCCCAGCACCACCAGGCCAGACAAUCCUUCCCUUGGCUGAAGAACCCUUUGGAUCUCUUCCCAUAAUGGAAGCGUGAGUGCCAAGAUCCUCCAUGACCUCCAGAAGCCACAACUCCUUACCGAGAACUCUGAUGGCUCCACGAAUGCUUUCUGAAGGUGCCCUGGGGGGCAUCGCCCAAAUCACCCCCUCGCUCUACCUGAGCCGGGGCAGCGUCGCCUCCAACCGGCACCUGCUCCUCUCCCGGGGAAUCACCUGCAUCAUCAACGCCACCAUCGAGAUCCCCAAUUUUAACUGGCCCCAGUUUGAAUACGUGAAAGUGCCUUUGGCUGACAUGCCCAACGCCCCCAUCUCCCUGUACUUCGACAGCGUCGCCGACAAGAUCAACAGCGUGGCGCGGAAGCAUGGGGCCACCCUAGUGCACUGUGCCGCCGGCGUGAGCAGGUCGGCCACGCUCUGCAUCGCCUACCUGAUGAAGUACCACAAGGUCUCCCUCUUUGAGGCAUACAACUGGGUCAAAUCGAGGCGCCCCGUUAUCCGCCCCAACGUGGGCUUCUGGAGGCAACUGAUAGACUACGAGAGGAAGAUCUUUGGGAAGACGACGGUUAAAAUGGUACAGACACCAUAUGGCAUCAUCCCAGACGUUUAUGAGAGAGAGAGGAGACCCCUGAUGCCUUACUGGGGAAUUUAAUGUGACUGCAGACAGGAAGCACAACGGAAGGGACUCGCUGUUCUGAGUAGACCAGGCUGGACACGUUCCCUUCUCCUUCUACAGCCAACUUUGGUUCUAUAGCAUACAGCAGAACCUCAACUAAUUCUCACCUCACUAACCCGCAAGGCCAACGAUUCCCUUCAAAACGCAUUUCUCUCUACAGGGAUUCUCUGAUUUAGCAGAAUGAGGUCUCCUUAUGAGUUGAUUCCUUUCAUAAAGCCUCCCCCUCUCUUUUUUAGUCAGUUUAUUAGUAUCCUGUGAGGAAAGGCCUAAAAGGCAUUUGGCAGAGUUAAUGAACAAAGUGCGCUUUGUGAUGCGGUAGCCUGGAUAUUUCCUUAAUAGCUUGUUUGCUUCCUUGCAAAGUCCUGUAGUGGGUAGGGAGCAGCACUAGCACGGAGCGAGCCAGGUCCUUCUCUAGGGCAGAGCUUUUUGCCCAGAGCCAGGAAGGCAGCGUGCAGGGUUGUGGUGCUAGUGUUGAUGUUUUCUUUACCAUCCGUAGUGACUCUCAGUAUAUAGUGUUCGAGAUCUUUAGUCAGCUCUUAAUCUGUAUUAGAAGUUACAAAAAAAGAAGAAGAAGAAGAAGAAGAAAAGAAAAAAGUGAAGUCAGUCCGUGUGGGCCACAAGUACAAUAAAAUUUGAAUGACUGAAAUAAAAUAAACACAAGUUCCUUUUCACUCAUUCCAUGCCAGGGCAAUACACUUACACUACUGAAAAAUGCUGGUGUUUUUGGUGGGUGGAAAGGAAAGAGAGAUCUUGUCCCAGUGUGGCUCAAGACAGAAGUGAGACAUUAACCCUCCCCACACCGGGCAGCCAAAGAAAUGUUUAGGAAACUGUGAGCCUGGCCAGCUGCCAGAGGGGCUGGGCCCUGUUUUCGAAUAUUCAACCAACCAAUCAAUUGGAAGUAGAUAAAUCUGCCUGAUUUCUCAGCUCUAAGUAUGGUUGUGAUCUGCCUUAGCCCAUUUCUAAAUCACUCCACUACGUCCUCAAAGUUAUGCUGCAUUCUAGAACUACUAUGCGCAACACGGCGACGUGUCCGAGCUCCCGGACAAGGGUGGCUUUAGGGAGGAGGCUUUGCCUUCUUCUGUGUGUGCCAAGAGCGAUUCCAACCCGAGACGUGGGAGAAGCCACUGCCUCCUGGACUUCACUCCCCUGCCCUGCAGAUGGGAAGGGACUGGUUUGGUUGGUAACUGGAACAGCAGGAGAGCAAAGCGAGUCCGUUCCUCGCCGAGACAUCCGUGUCCUCGCUGGCACCUCCGCAGGAAGCACACGCAGACUGCUGGAUGCUGAGAGCUGAGUCCAACCAGUCUAUACUUGUAAAAAAAACCAAACCAAGAACCAAACAAUAAAGA